Molecule: messenger RNA, 165 nt
Organism: Colletotrichum tamarilloi
Lineage: Eukaryota; Fungi; Ascomycota; Sordariomycetes; Glomerellales; Glomerellaceae
Exons: 2
Coding region: 1-165 (54 amino acids)
Source: RefSeq, a predicted model, not a curated record
AUGACACCCCAUUGGUCCCAAACCCUGGAGGCUGGUCAUGCAGCCGACGACAAGCCUCGCCAUGAUUCGCCAGAGACGCGAAAGGUACGCGUCUGUGCCUGGGGAGGUGGACGGGAGCUACGGGAGCGCGUCUAUCGUCGACGACCAGUCGUUUCGUGUGUGUGA